This is a messenger RNA of Ochlerotatus camptorhynchus, 945 nucleotides long. RefSeq lists its product as uncharacterized. Bases 1 to 945 code for a protein of 314 amino acids. NCBI's taxonomy places the organism in Eukaryota, Metazoa, Arthropoda, Insecta, Diptera, Culicidae. The transcript has 3 exons. The record is from RefSeq and is a predicted model, not a curated record.
AUGAGCUCUGAAUCAACUAAUUUCAAAAGCCUAGAGCAUCAAAUAGACAUCCAUGAAUCGAAAUACGAGAAUUUCAAGAGAAGCUUUCGUAGAAGCAGUCAGGUGACCAAACAAAAUUUAUCUUUAGAGAAAGACCUAUCAGUUGCAACUGUGCCAGAUAUCUCCGGCUUGAAUUUGAACGGCACUCUGAAUGGUGCCGAUAAGAACCAGAAAGUCUCAAGUGCACACAAUGCUAGCAAGAAAAUGGAAAAACCAGAACAAUCGACCACUAGUGGCAAAAUAGAUGAGAAGGGUUCAACGGUCGUCAUUUAUAAAACGGUACAAGGCGAACAGUUGAUUCUGGCGGAUGACCAACGGAGAAAUGAGUCUGAUUACGAAACUGCACGAGACACCUCCGGCAGUGUAAUGGUAAUUGACGAUUUGCGUCGAUUUAAAACGCCAAUUAGGACACCUACUGUGCCGGGUGGAAAAGCUUCAUCCUCACCUCUUCAAGCUGCGAAAAAUCGUGGAAAGCUUCGUCCGUCGACUGGAAGCGGUAGUAGUAAUGGAGGAAACGCUCGAUCUGAGAAAAAGAAGUGUGAGCAGCGAAAGUGGAGAGACAUCUUACAGAAUCACCAAAGCCCAUACAGCAAGCAGCAGACGAGCGGCACUCCGCCUUUGCCCCUAUCAGGAGCGACGACUAACGACCGGAGAAUGACGAUAAAUUAUGAAAUACUUGACACCCGGAGAAGACGAAGUAGUCGCGCUUUGAAACCGGUUGAUGCGAAUGAUAGUUGCAAAAAAGCCCUUCCGGUAAGUCCAAAUACGUCAAGCGCUCCUGGUGGAAAAUUCAACCCGACGAUAGAGUGUAACUAUGAUCCUAAGUCGUACGUUCUCAACUUUAAGGUAAAGGUACCGGGUAGCGCGAAGGCAAAGGAACAAGUGAUAAAUGGUAGCAAGAAAUAA